This is a messenger RNA of Penicillium odoratum, 1776 nucleotides long. RefSeq names its product fungal specific transcription factor domain-containing protein. Gene Ontology annotation, molecular function: zinc ion binding; DNA binding. NCBI's taxonomy places the organism in Eukaryota, Fungi, Ascomycota, Eurotiomycetes, Eurotiales, Aspergillaceae. The transcript is spliced from 3 exons. The record is from RefSeq and is a predicted model, not a curated record. The coding region runs from base 1 to 1776 and encodes 591 amino acids. Gene Ontology annotation, biological process: DNA-templated transcription. Gene Ontology annotation, cellular component: nucleus.
AUGACUCCUCAGAUUGAUGACCCGUUACCCUUUUCGAUGCCUCCCAAGGGUAUUGUUGCAGAGGGAGUUGCUCUUUACUUUAAAUACUGUCAUAAACAACCUCUUUGGUUGUUCGACGCUGAUGAGCUUUCAAUUCCGGAAACGUGUCGCAACGAGGUGAUAUUUGGAACUCUCAGUCUUGCCCUGCGUUAUUCAAACAAUCCAUUCCUGGAAGGCCGAACUGACAAAAUGUGUCGACAUUAUGCCGAAGCUGCGCGAAGCUAUAUCAUGUUUCGAAUUGCUCAAGGCACUGUGGAUCUGUCAACAAUCAAGAGUCUGUGCCUUAUUACGUUGGCUGAAUAUAUCGCAAAUGAUGCCCAUCUGGUCUGGCUCCAUAUCGGUCUUGCGGCAAAUCUGGCUCAGUGCGCAGGUAUUGACAUUGAAAUGCACGAAGGAGAACUAGACCCGGCCUUAGAAGCGCAACGAAGAGUAUUCUGGAGCAUCCAUCUUCUUAAGCAGCAUUAUGCUCCACACAGUAUGCAACUAAAUAUGCUACGGGACAUACAAAAUCCCAAAUAUAUGGCUGUCAACAUCGACUCGCCACGGGAGAUGGGCAUGAAACCACCGCAAACACCGCAGGAAAACGGCGCAUUCACUUCCCGAGGAGGAAUAUGGGUGUACAUGGUACAGCUGGCUACACUUUGGAGUGAAGUUCAACAAUAUGUUUCGCAUUGCGCAAGUGGAUACUCCACGCCUCCUUGGUCUGUCGAGUCUGGCUAUUCCAUCAUUGGGGCUCACCUAAUGGACAUUGAAACCAAGUUCCCCACUUGCCAUCGGUACGACUCAGUGAGAUUUCAGGAUCAAUCGCGAGAGGAUUUACAUCGUGACCGAGGAUUCUGGAGUCCUUGGCUGUACCUCCAGUUCACCUAUCAUGCUGUGCACAGUGUACUCAAUCAUCCAUUUCUGUACUCAUGGCGCCCGCAGCAGUCUUCGCAACUUGCUGUGCCUAACACUUUUUGGAAAACGUCGUCUGAGCUGGCUCUUAUUCAUACAACAUGGACUGUUCGACUGAUUGACAUGAUCACCGAAAAGGACUAUGAAGUUUCCGAUCCCUUUCUUUGUCAUGCGGUGGCUAUUGCAGCUACCAUUCAUCUUUAUUAUUGCUGCGCUGCAGACCAGGGAAUGAGGGAAUCUGCGCAACGAAGGCUUGAGACUUGCACACAGUUUCUAAGUGGCUUGGCUACAAAAUGGCCGCGGUGUCAGGCAUUACAUCAAAAAGUCCAAGGCCUCAUACAUUCAGCAUUCGCUGUCAGUCCUCAUGCAAGUCAUCACCGUCUAGCUCGACGAACACUAUCUAUAGAUACAGCCCUAAUGUGGGACAUUCUUCGACACGGCUCCAGCAAGGCUUCAUUCGCCCCCAGGGAUGGUCUUUUCGACGCUUCAUUUACACCACCCCCAUCCAAAAAUUCAGACAAAGUGACCGUUGAAACUGAGAUUUUCCACCACUCUGCCACGGCGGUAGAUACAUCCGACGGAGGCCAAGCGCUACCACCAUACUCGAGCACUUUGCAAGAUCGAGCGGCUUCGGAAAACUCAGAUAAUGAACCUUGGACUCGAAGCCACUUGCGCUCUGUUGAUAACGGUACAAACCAUCCACUUCCGCGGGAGCCAGUGGGGUGGCCAGGACCUGCCGUUUCGGCCGAUAUGUCCUUUAUGGAUAUUUCACAUGAUCCAUUCUUUCAAUUUCAAGAUAGUGAGAAUCCUUAUCAAGGUUUGUGGGAGGUCGGAAACCUGUAG